Anolis carolinensis (green anole) is the source of this 2783-nucleotide messenger RNA. It is a transcript of the gene ccm2, whose product is annotated as CCM2 scaffold protein. The record is from RefSeq and is a predicted model, not a curated record. Bases 172 to 1539 code for a protein of 455 amino acids. Gene Ontology annotation, biological process: heart development; vasculogenesis. NCBI's taxonomy places the organism in Eukaryota, Metazoa, Chordata, Lepidosauria, Squamata, Anolidae. The transcript has 10 exons.
AGAGAAGAAGAGCGCGCGCGCGGUGCACGCCGGGAACGCCGACGCCCAAGAUGGCGGCAGGAUUGAAAAGUUGUCCGCGUCGGGCUCCAUUGGAGGCGAUGGCGGCGCAGUGAAGGCGGAGGCCGAGGCGGGGAAGGAGGGACGAUGACGCCUCCGGGCCCCGCCUGAGAGAUGGAGGAGGAAGGCAAGAGGGGCAAGAAGCCUGGAAUCGUGUCCCCUUUCAAGCGUGUCUUCCUGAAGGGCGAAAAGGGCCGGGAUAAGAAGGCCCAGGAAAAGGUGACCGAACGAAGGCCCCUCCACACUGUGCCGCUCUCCCUGCCCGACCGGGUGGAGCCCGACAUCCUCCUGAACGACUACAUCGAGAAGGAAGUGAAGUAUUUAGGCCAGUUGACAUCUGUUCCAGGGUACCUGAAUCCCUCCAGCCGAACGGAAGUACUGCAUUUAAUAGACAAUGCAAAGCGGGCGCAUCAACUUCCAGGGCAGCUGACCCAGGAGCACGAUGCCGUGAUCAGCCUCUCUGCUUACAACGUGAAGCUGGUGUGGCGCGACGGCGAAGACAUCAUCCUCAGGGUCCCCAUCCACGACAUCGCGUCGGUCUCCUACAUCCGGGACGACUCCCUGCACUUGGUGGUCUUGAAAACAGCUCAGGACCCCGGGAUUUCCCCCAGCCAGAGCCUUUGUGCCGAAAGCACCAAGGGGCUGGCGACCGGGUCGCUCUCGGAGAGCGGGGUGGUGCCCGUGGAGGCCUGCUGCCUGGUGAUCCUUGCCACGGAGAGCAAGGGCUCCGCAGAGGAACUCUGCUCCCUCCUCAGCCAAGUCUUCCAUAUUGUUUACACGGAGUCCACCAUUGACUUCCUCGACAGAGCAAUAUUCGAUGGGGCCUCCACGCCAACCCGGCACCUGUCUCUGCACAGCGAUGACUCUUCGACAAAAGUGGACAUCAAAGAUUCCUACGAAACGGAAGCAAGCACUUUCUCUUUCCCCGAAUCCUUGGAGACGGGCGGCAACUCCCCUUCCUCCUUCUCGGCACUGCCUUCUCCCCACAACAAGACGGCCAGCGAAAGUGAGCUGAGCACCACCGCCACCGAGCUGCUCCAGGACUACAUGAUGACGUUACGAACCAAGCUCUCCUCUCACGAGAUCCAGCAGUUUGCGAUGCUUUUGCACGAGUAUCGCAACGGGGCGUCUGUGCACGAGUUCUGCGUCAACCUGCGGCAGCUCUACGGUGACAGCCGGAAAUUCCUUCUCUUGGGCCUCAGACCGUUCAUCCCCGAAAAGGACAGCCAAUACUUUGAGAACUUCCUGGAGACCAUUGGGGUGAAGGACGGCCGGGGCAUCAUCACGGACAGCUUUGGCCGCUACCGCCGGACGGUGAGCUCUGCCUCCGCCUCCACUACCAACGGCAACAACAACGGGGCGGCGGGGAGUUCGGACGACCAGUCGGUGCCCUCAGAGGGGGACGAGUGGGACCGCAUGAUCUCGGACAUCAGCAACGACAUCGAGGCCCUCGGGUGCAGCAUGGACCACGACUCCUCCUGAAGCGGAGCAGAGGAGGAGAGGGGCAGGCGGCUCUGUGAUUCGCUCCCCCUCUUCUCCCCUUGUUACCCAAUCGAAGCCAAAAGGGUGGAUUGGAUGCCCUCAGGGUGCCUGCAUCCCAUUUUUGCCAAUAGCUCCAUUCUGCAAAGGGAGAGAGAGGGCCUUGUUCCGCCAACCACGAGGGGCCGGACCGGAGUCAGGUGAAUCCGCCGGGGACCGUCUUCCUCUUUCUUUGCCAAAGGGCUGAGUUGUUGGAGAAGCCAUGAAUGCGUAAGAGAGAGAGAGAGAGUGGGGACGAUGGAUCUUGCUGCCCACAACAAGCCAACUUGACCGUUUUGCACAUGACAUUUCUGACCAUUUUCCCUUUCUCACCCCAAUGUUUUUUACAUGAAGUUUAUCACAAUGUGAAUAACUUAAAUCUUGCAAGUGUUUGUCGCGACAUUUCGGACUGAAACCAGACGGUGGCCUUGGUUGUGAAGCUGGGGGUUGCGUGGGCCUCGGGUCAGAGGGACAGAGGGAGGGAUCAGCCUCCUUCGCCCUGACUCCGGCCGACUGACCUUUGUGUUUUCUAAUUUUAUUUCCCCUCCUUAGCGCCGGAUUGAUCGCCUGCUUGACGUGCCAUUUCCCUCCGUGCCACCCUCCUCCUCCUUGUCUCAGACAGGUAGCCCAGCAAACAAACCCCCAGCGCAGGUAGGGCCAGGUAGCAUCUCUUUAUCCUAUUUAAAAGACACGGAUACCUCCGCUUUUUGUGUUGUUUUAUACGGAGCAUGGUUUGGUGCUACCGUUUCUCCUUGAGGCAUUGAGGGGUCUGGAGGUUUGGGUUCUGAAGGGAGGUUUUUCUGCACAUCCCGUGAGGAUUUUUUCCCUUUCUCUCUGCCAAAAAUAUCCCCCAAGAGGCCCUUGAGCUGGAUUUCAGGGGUCUGCGUCUCUGUGUCUUCAGUUGAUGGAAGACCCGGGUUUCUUCCGCCUUUGCUUUGGGCAUUCAGAGUCCUUCUCGGGACCGCAUCCGUUGCUCUUCAGACAGAAGAGUGGACCGCACGCGAACGAGUGGGUCGGCCUUUUGAGUGGUGUGUUGCUGUUGUGGUUUUUUUUAAAGGAGCGAGGAGUGGAAGAACUAUAUACAUAAUGUAUAUGUGUUGUAUAUAUUAUACAUAUAAAUGCACAGUUAUUUUUGUAUGUGUACUUCAUGCCACCGCAAUGUCUGCUGGCUCCUAUAAACUGAGCUGUAGGCUAUUUUAGCUCUUUGA